Gongylonema pulchrum is the source of this 261-nucleotide messenger RNA. Lineage: Eukaryota; Metazoa; Nematoda; Chromadorea; Rhabditida; Gongylonematidae. The record is from the annotation of a GenBank genome assembly.
GUAAUUGAUGAUGCGGAGAAAUUCUCAGUAUCAAUUGACGCACGAAAUUUUGCGCCCGAUGAAAUCACAGUUAGUAUAGAAGGCAAAGAACUUAAGAUUGGUGCAGUACAUAUUGGCGAUCCAAAGGAUGGUAGAGUUACGAAGCAGUUUGAACGACGCUAUAUCAUACCGAACGAUGUGGUGACGGAUCGUAAUGAAACGAGCGUCAGCCCGGACGGAAUACUUACUGUUACUUUACCCAAAAAACGGCUGCCUCCAUGA